AGUAUGCUGCUAUGGCUGUUGCAGAAACUUCGCGGCAGUCGCCCCAGGUUGCGCGUGUGUGUGCGUCAACACGCCAGCUCGCAAUGUUCCGCGUUCUACAUAACAGCUGAUGACGAUGUGCUGUUGCAAACCGCGGAAGAAGUGCAUCUGCCCAAACUCCUCAAGCCUGAGUUUGGAGGUGGCUACAAGGAGUUCACAGUUCGCGACAUGCACUGUUUCCAAAAGGGUUCCUCAGCGGCCGAGCUACUAAACUCACAAGAGCGUGGGGCGUUGGUGAAACAUGUAUUGGAGUCGGCGCGCGCAGAACCGGGCGAUGAGCAUGCUUUGGAACCGGCGCUGACGCUGCGGCCUGGACAGAGCAUCGUGCCAGCAUGCGUGAGCAGAGGUGUGGUGGCCAGUAUGUUCCCACUUCACGAACGGAACGCGCUGGAAAACCUUAGGAAGAAGUGGGUCAAGACUUUCUUCUCUCCACAACCUUUAGAUGAAAUUAGCGAAUACUUUGGAGUAAAAAUAGCGAUGUACUUUGCUUGGCUCGGACAUUACACACAAUCGUUAACAGUACCUGCAGUAGUUGGUUUUAUUUUUUGGAUUUGGUUGGGCACAGCAAAUGAAAACUGGAAGGAUAUAGCUUAUGUAUUAUUCUCACUGUUUAAUGUGCUGUGGGCUUGUGUUUAUUUGGAGACGUGGAAAAGAUACUCCAACGCUUUGGCUUACAAGUGGGGCACAUUGGACCAAAGAGAUGACUUGCUUGUUGAGCCUCGACCCCUUUUCGAGGGUGAAAUGGGUACAAGCCCUGUAACAGGGAGGCCAGAGCCCCAAUACGCUGCGUGGCGACGACGCGUGUGGCGCCACUGUGUGUCGUUGCCAGUGAUGCUAGUAUGCCUUAGUGUGGCCACUGUGGCCACCUUCGCCUUUCUGCGGGCUCAGGAUUGGUGGGAAACUAGGAUAGUAUAUUUCACGUGGAUACCACGGGCAUUUCUAGCCAUAAUUAUCGCAGUCGAGGAAGAAGUGUACGCCCGGAUAGCAAGAUGGCUCAACGAUAAAGAAAACUAUCGUCUCGAGACAAAGUAUGAAAAUCACCUGAUUGUGAAAAUUGCAUUGUUUCAAUUCGUGAACUCUUUUAUGAGCUUGUUCUACAUCGCGUUUUAUAUUCAGGAUAUGGAUAAGUUAAAAGAGCAACUAGCAGUGUUGCUAAUAACGCGACAAGUGAUAGGAAAUCUGAAGGAAUCGGCUUUGCCGUAUCUUAUUGAGAAUUUGAGGUUGGCGAAGAUUUGUAUCGACGUUUUCGGAGCCUUAAGUCCCAGUAAAGUGCCAACAUCAGCACAGCUAACAGAGAUGUUCGACAAAAAAACGGACUCUUCAGGAGACGCGCCCGAGAAUAGUCUGAUCAACGGCACCGACCCUGAUCGAAGGGAUUCUGAACCCAUCGUCGGGCAGAAGGUCAUACAUCAGGCCGAGCUGGAGUCGCAGCUGUUUAAGUACGAAGGCACUUUCGCGGAGUACCUCGAAAUGCUGACGCAACUCGGCCACGUAGUUCUCUUCUCAUCUGCCUUUCCCUUGGCGGCGCUGUGCGCUCUACUUAACAACGCGGCGGAGGUGCGAGCGGACGCGUUCAAACUGUGCCACGUGGCGCAGCGGCCCUUCGGCGAGCGGAUCAGCAACAUCGGCAGCUGGCAGCACGCAAUGGAAGCGAUGGUGGGCGUGGCGGUGCUGGUGAACUGCGCGCUCAUCGGGCUCUCGGGGCCCGUGCACCGCCUGCUGCCCGGCGCCGCGCCCGCGCACUCCGUGCUGCUCGUCGUGGCGUUGGAGCACGUGAUCCUGGUGGUGGUGCUGGCGCUGCGCAUGGCCAUCCCGGAGAUCCCGGCGUGGCUGGCCACCGAGAUGGCCAAGGUCGAGUUCCAGAGAAGGGAGGCCAUUAAGAAUGCCCACGCGCCGCUGUUGUCGGAGUGCGCGAGUUCAGAUGACGUGCGAACGCCGGCACGCAGCACGCCACGUGCUACGCCCACCACGCCACGGAACACAGAUCGUCCGAAAUCGCCUAUGGCUCCUGGCAACAAAAUCAACAUUGGAAAAAUACCAGAAAUUCCGCCUUUCAGGCCUAAAGCGGCGUCCAUAACGGAACCGGUCACAACUGGGUCUUUGCAAAUGCUGCAGGAUGUUAGCCCUACUAAGCCUAUACGACGCAAGGUGGUACCGGGUGCUCCGCUAUCGCUCCUCGGAGUGAGAGGCCUCCGCGACGAGCCACUGCACCGCUCGGCGCACUGCAUCCCGCACCCCGCACAGCACCGCCCGCUGGUCAACCCCACGCUGCAGGAGCUGUCAGGCAGCGUGAGCGCGGGUGGUUCUGAGCCGGACUUGAACGCGGUACCUUCCACAAUCGACAUCAGUGCUACUUCCAGUGAGGACGACAAGCCUAAGGAUAAAGGAAGUCGGUCGCGCGCCAAAGCUGCACUAGUAAAGCGCGUGCGUUCAGUGGCAGUGUUCUCUCUUGGACUGCGUAAAGCGCGUGAAGCACAUGCAGCAGCUGAAAGGCCCGCUCGCACGCCCGCUACGCCCGAUAAGCAGGCCCCGCCCGCGCCGAUGCUAGGCGGCGAACUGUCCCUCAUUCCCAUCGAGCAACUCAUACAAGUGGAGGACGUCAAGCCACGCCCCACGUAAACUUUUAUAUGUAUCUCUACCACAAACUACGUAUGUAUUAAAAUUACCUAGUAUGUUCUGUUAUUCGAAGAAAAUAAUUUACUUCUUUCACGAAGGAUAAACACUUUAAUACAGCUGGAAAUGGUAACCACGCCCCCCGUAAAAUUUUGUAUCUGUCUUCUACCACAGACUACGUAUGUUAUGAUGCAGUCAUAUUAGAAGGAGCCAGCAUAUUAAAGAAAAUAAUUUACCUCUUUCUGAUUGUUGACAACUGGAUCGUAUACGUGUUCGCUAACCCUUGAAUUAAAAUGUGUUUAUUAUUUAAUGCUGGCAACGCCAGAAUAAAAUGUAGCAUGUGGCAAUUACUACACCACUGAAGGCAAUUACUAUACUGGUAAAACUGAAAUAAAAAUAGAACCGACGUCUAUUUAAGGCAUGGACUAAUCUUAGAUAGAGUAGAUUGUAAAAUGUACUAAACAUUUUUUAUUGUCGCUGUUGGUUGUAUUUGUAGCUAAACGUAAUGUACCAAAGAGUUUAUCUAUAUUUGUUUAACUUAGGUAAUAGCUUUUUUCUAGUUAAUACGAAGAAGUUUUUAGAAAUGAAAGAAAAGUUGAGAAGUUCUACUGUUGAAAUUUGGGAUUAACAAUUUUUACAGUGUUGGUCCUACCAAUGGUUUUUUGUGUUAUUUUUUGUCAGCUAUCGUUAUGAUAACAAAUAUUUGACAGUUCUAUGUGAUAAAGAAUGAGAAGUAUGUCAUAAUUCGGUUAUGAUGUGGCUUUUGAAUAUUUUCUACGAUUUCGACGUGUUUUUUGAAUGUUGAAGUUUUUCGUUUAUCAUCAAAAUCGUUGUUAUUUCAAGCUUGUCAUUGAAGCAAUCAUCCGACAAUAAUUUCACUUUGUAUUGAUUUGCAUAUGUUUGGCCAGUUUGGGAUGGCGUAUGACCAGCUCCAUCUGGCCAGACUGUAAAUAAACUAGUAGGUAGUUAACUAAUAUCUUACCACUAGAGAUGUGCUGAUCCCGGGAAUAUUUUAGACACAGAAAACACUGUGCUAUGCCUCAACUAUUCAAACUUAUUUCGCAGAGUGAGUUGGGUAUUUUCUACAUUUUACGUCACUGUCCACAGUUAUUGUUUUUAAAGUUGUUAAAAAACAACGAAUCAAAUGUAAAAUAAAGAGCAUAUUUUCAGCUUACUAAAUGAACUACAAAGUUAUUGAGGUGACGCAAAAAUUGCUUAAGAUUCAGUCAAACCAUCAGCCGACGUGCAGCGAUGGCGAUCAAUGCAUUUAACACUCGUAUUCACAAACGAUUCCUGCUUAAGUGAAGCAGCAAAUCGAACGCACAGCGUUGAAUAGAGCUCUGCGAUUGGUUAGUGUGUCACCCUGUGGGUCUACGCGCACUGCGAUGAGACCUCAUAGUAAUGUUUGUGAAUACGGGCGUAAGUCUGGUCGCCAUCGCUGCACGCCGGCUGAUCGCGUGUGAUCGCGUUGGUUUGGCCGAACCUUUAGUCCUGAAUAUUCCCAGUCUAUGGUAACAUUCCCAGGAAUAUUCGCAACUCUAAUAAUGUUCCCGGUAACGACCUAUCUCUAUACCACUAUCUUUCUUAACACGGCUAGAUUUUCACUUUCCCUCAUCUUAUAGGCUAAGGUUCAUCAGGUUACAUGACAUAACUAUGUGUUCUUUUAGAAACACUCAAUCAGAACUUGUAAAAGGAAAUUAAAACAACUAAAAACAUAACCCUCUUUCUGGCGCAGUCGGAUAAUAAGAUGUGAUUAACGAUAUCGCAAAAUAUGUAUACAGGGUGUCCCAAAAAGUAGUGUCAGCCGAAGCCCAGAGGUUCGGGUUGCCCUAGUGAUGCUCUACUUCUGGGUUUCGGCUUGACACUGCUUUUUGGGACACCCUGUAUUUUCUAUAUCGCCGCCUCGGAUCGUUUUCUAAUAUCACGUGACCCGUAAAUUUAAAAUGUUCGGCUUUAUUUUUAUGUCGACAGAAAAGUAGUCCGUUGAGUUUACAUGUUUUCAUGUGUGUAUGUCGCAUACACUGUGGAAAUAACCUUGUAUGACCAGAAAGGAGGUGAUCUGGAGUUAAAAUAUUAAAAAAAAAACUUUUUGUAUGGAAACCAUACACGCAAAAAAACUUGUAUGACCAGAAAGGAGGUGAUCUUGUUAAAAUGUUUAAAAAAACUUUGUAUGGAACCCAUACAUACCCAAAAUAAAUUCGAUUUCAUAGCCACCAAUUAGUGUCUUUCAUUGAUUUAUAAAAUGAUGUCAUGUAGCCUAAUGAUUAUCAUGAUGUUACGAAAUUUUAGAAGUGAAGACGUUAAAAAUCCCACGAAUAUGUAUAAUACGGGAAUUUUUAAAGUGAAACAAUGCGUUCUCAUUUCUAGAAUAUCGACAUUAGAAAUUGUUAUACAAUUAAAAAAUAGUUUAGUAAAAUAUUGGCGCAAACCUAUUCGCAAAGAGGCAGCUCCUAUACUCAAAAUAAUGUACGUCGUUUUUAAACGUUGCCAUCGCUUUAAUAAUUUCUUAAAAAUGCUAUAUUUUCUGAAUUCUGUUUAUAUUGCUCAAUCGAAUCUGUACUAUACAAAUUCAGUCAAUUACUAUACAUAGUCUUAAAUUGUUGCAUAAAAUGGUAUUGAGGGCUCCAAUUGGUAAAUCAGUGAAGCAAUAAGCAUUUUCUUAAUUAUUAUUGAGUUUGAUUCUGAUAUACUAAUUCAAACUAGAAAAUAUUAAAAUCAAAACUUUUUUUAGCGUGGCCUGUUUAUAGGUCGCGUAGCAAAAGUUGAAUCGAAAACGGCACUCAUACUAAUUUAUAAAUUUUGAAUACAGAACACACAACACAUAAUCGUUCAAAUAUCGAGUAGCACUAGCUCCCUCGAUCUUGUUGAAUGUGUGCAAGAGAGAUAGAAAGCACUUUUCAGUUAGAAAGACAUCAGCACGACUAGCGUAUACAGUACAGAUACAAUAAUAUUUGCUUGUGUUAAUCGUCUCAACUCGCGCUGCGCGACCUAUAACACGAUUACAAGUAAAACGUCAUUAAAUAUUCGUACGUAUGUAUCAAAAUCAAGCUCAAUAUUUAUUUAUACCUAUUAAAUUAUUUUAAGUAAACGAAAAAGGGAACGAACAGAAAGUUGAAUUAAAUUAUCAGUAUUUGAAUUUGUGAAUAACGAACUAUUUUUUUUACUUUUAGUGUGUAUUUAAUAUUUGUAAGUUAUUUCUUAGAUUUAGUUAUAUUAUUAUUAGUCGUAUUAAUAGUUAUUUGAGGGAACUCAAUAGUUUGUGGAUAAGCAUAUUAUGACUUAGUUUUAUUGUAUUUGCCAUUUAUGUGUCUUUUAGUAGGUAUAAACACUGAAUUAGCCAACUUGUAUAGCUAUACUAAAGAAUAUUUUAACAAUGUUAUUCAUAACAUGACAAAAGGAUGUUAAUUUUUCAGUUGUGAGGAACAAAAUAUUUUUUAUUUAUGAGAAUUUUGUUUCUCUGGUUAACUACAAAACAAGUAUUCUGAUCCUGAGAGAAAUGUAAUGUUAUUAGUCUUUAAGCUAGUUUUAGUUUGAAUCCAACAUUUAGUAUCCAGGUACCCGAUAAUACAGUUUUAUUCCCCCUUUUUCUAAACAGUCACAUAAGAUGCUAUAAGAUCUUUGUAACAGUAUACUUAGACACAAGAACAUAGCAAAAGCACAUUAAUAUUGUUCUUAACUUUUUAUCUCAAUUUUGAUCUAUGGUUUAUAGAUCUACUUUUUGGCUACUUUGGGUGUCAUGAACUAUUUAUCGUUGACUAUAACUACCAAUAAAACCGAUUUAACAAAAUCUCUCUUCAAACUCAGCAUCUUCUUCAUAUGUGAUUGAUCAGUUUUUUUAAUUCGAUAUGAUAUGGCCAUGAUAAUUAUACCAAAACCGGUGUUGUUGUUUAACUAUAGUUAUUUAUACGAUAGGAUACCCAGCUUAAUAAUUCGAGAGCAAUAAUUAAAAUCGGUUUGUUAUAUAAAUUAUGUAACUGUCUUAGUGUUAAAAUAUUAGUUGCUAUAUCGUGAUGUUAUCUUCUGUAAAUUAUCUAUUCUUUAGCCAAGGUUUUUACACUAAGAGAAAGGAAAACGGGCAUGUGUUGAACUGGAUAUCCAUAGAUAGUACUAAAUAUACCCUAAAGCUGCUUUGAAAAAUUUAAUAACUAAAUUCAGUAAAAAAAGCUGGCAAAGCGUCCGAAACUCUUUCGGUAUUGUGGAAUACAAUAACCAGUUGAUGCGUGCACUUUAUCCCUUCUUAUUACAAGUACAGUAUGUAAAAUACACCAUACAAAUACCUUAUCCAAAUGGGAUGCUGUUAUGAGACCAAACUCGAAAUAGUAAACGACCGAUCAGUUGUAACAUCUUUGAGUAUGAUUAGAUUAGAGAUAUCUUUGAUUUUUUUUAGAGUAAAUAAAGUUAUAUUUAAGAACAGAAUCAUCCCAUUCGGAUCGUUUCAGCCAGGAUUUUUGCAUACUGUUUUAAACAGGCCUUCUGCCAUCUAUGUAGAACAUGAUAAUACAAUUUUGGAGCUACUUACCUACAUUCUCGACCCUAUGAUUCUUGGCUGUUGAACUAAAAACAAAUGUUGUGUGAUAAAAAUUUGUAUGGACGCUUCGUUCUAGCAUUGUCGUAGCAGAUCGAAUAUUUGUUGUUACGUACUUAUUUUUUAUACGAGGUAUUGAUGAACGUUGCAUU
This is a messenger RNA of Ostrinia furnacalis (Asian corn borer), 7329 nucleotides long. RefSeq names its product anoctamin 8 white walker (gene wwk). Lineage: Eukaryota; Metazoa; Arthropoda; Insecta; Lepidoptera; Crambidae. The transcript has 24 exons. Gene Ontology annotation, cellular component: plasma membrane. The record is from RefSeq and is a predicted model, not a curated record. Gene Ontology annotation, molecular function: chloride channel activity. Bases 4 to 2658 code for a protein of 884 amino acids. Gene Ontology annotation, biological process: chloride transmembrane transport.